AGCAUGAAGCAGUUGCAUGAAAGUCAUUCGGUGGCUUCGUUUAGAAAAGUUAGGAUCUCGCCAUGUCGUUCUUGGCAAGUUUACUGGGACUCAGCAACGAGGAGGAUCAGCUGCAAUUGGCCUUCGACGAGGUUAAAAAUUCCAGAGUUCCCUUCAGACAGACAACAAACCUGAGGAUGUCGUCUCCCAUUCGCUACUAUUAUGACCUGAUGUCGCAGCCCUCGAGGGCGUUAUUCAUUAUCUUUCGAUUGAGCAACAUGCCAUUUGAGGAGUGUGUGGUUGCCCUGCGGAAUGGCGAGCACUUGACCGACGACUUCAAGCAGCAGAUUAACCGCUUCCAACGCGUUCCCUGCAUCCACGACAACGGCUACAAGCUGGCGGAGAGCGUGGCCAUCCUGCGGUACCUGAGUGCCAAGGGCAAGAUCCCGGAGCACCUGUACCCCAAGUACUUUGUGGACCAGAGCCGCGUCGAUGAGUUCCUCGAGUGGCAGCACAUGUCCCUCCGUCUCACCUGCGCCAUGUACUUUCGCACCGUUUGGCUGGAGCCGCUCCUCACCGGACGCACUCCCUCGGAGGCCAAGAUCGAAACGUUUCGCAUGCACAUGGAGCGCAAUCUGGACAUUGUCGAGGAGGUCUGGCUGGAGGGCAAGGAGUUCCUCACGGGACCCACGCUCACCGUGGCAGACAUCUUUGCAGCCUGCGAAAUUGAACAGACACGCAUGGCUGAUUAUGAUGUGCGAAUCAAGUACCCCAAAAUCCGAGCCUGGCUGAAGAAAGUGCGGCAGAGCUGCAAUCCCCACUACGAUGUGGCCCACCAGUUCGUCUACAAGAUCUCGGGAACGGGUCCACAGGCCAAACUCUAGACUCCAUUCUAGAACUCUAGAACGCCCCAAGCCAUUUGUUGUACAUAGAUCAUUAGCAUUUAUGGGGUAUACUAUACAUAAUUCGUAAACAAUAAGCAACACAAACUAAUCGUUUCUGGUUUAUACUUGUACAUUUUAUUCUUAAUAUUGGUUGUUUCUUUUUUAUUGUGUCGUCGUUUAUAGCAUUAUAGAAAAUCCACAUUUAUUUUUUGUUUGAAAAAAAAAAUCAUAAUACAAUAAAAUAUAUAGAUGUAUACAUGUAUAAUAGAAAAUACAAUUUUUUAAAAAAUAACUACCUAAAGUCUAACAAAAAAUUUCCUUUUAGUUAAUCAUAAUAUUUAUAUAGCAACGUUACGCGCUUGGGUUCUUUCUAUAUACUUUUCUCCUGCUGCCUCAUUUGUUUCUGCCUUCGGGUAACAAAACAAAAUGCAUACAAAAUAUAUAAUCCUUUAUAUAUUA
Molecule: messenger RNA, 1322 nt
Organism: Drosophila ficusphila
Lineage: Eukaryota; Metazoa; Arthropoda; Insecta; Diptera; Drosophilidae
Gene: GstT3
Product: glutathione S-transferase theta-1
Exons: 4
Coding region: 63-863 (266 amino acids)
Biological process (GO): glutathione metabolic process
Cellular component (GO): cytoplasm
Molecular function (GO): glutathione transferase activity
Source: RefSeq, a predicted model, not a curated record